Messenger RNA from Capsella rubella, 1880 nucleotides. RefSeq names its product light-mediated development protein DET1. Gene Ontology annotation, biological process: carbohydrate metabolic process; protein ubiquitination; positive regulation of proteasomal ubiquitin-dependent protein catabolic process. The record is from RefSeq and is a predicted model, not a curated record. Gene Ontology annotation, cellular component: nucleus; cullin-RING ubiquitin ligase complex. Lineage: Eukaryota; Viridiplantae; Streptophyta; Magnoliopsida; Brassicales; Brassicaceae. Gene Ontology annotation, molecular function: ubiquitin protein ligase binding; ubiquitin-like ligase-substrate adaptor activity. The coding region runs from base 52 to 1698 and encodes 548 amino acids. The transcript is spliced from 10 exons.
UCUCCUCCAUCUUCACCACUGAACCAAAACAACAACAAAAAAGCUUCCUUUAUGUGCCCUUUUGGGCAAACAAAACAAAUGUUCACAAGCCGUAACGUCACGGCUAGGGUUUUCGAACGUCAGAUUCGAACUCCUCCACCAAGCGCUUCCGUGAAUCGCGCAAGACGCUUCUACGAAAACCUAGUCCCAAGUUACACACUUUACGAUGUCGAAUCACCCGAUCAUUGUUUCCGCAAAUUCACAGAAGACGGUCUCUUCCUCAUUAGCUUCAGCCGUAACCAUCAAGAGCUCAUAGUCUAUCGUCCUUCUUGGCUCACUUACUCAACAAAAGACGAUUCCUUUGUACCUUUACCUCGCCGUGCUUCGAGAUUCGAUAGCUUCUUCACUCAGCUUUACUCUGUUAACCUCGCUUCAGCUAAUGAACUCAUCUGUAAAGACUUCUUCCUUUAUCACUCUACUCGUCGUUUCGGUCUUUUCGCUACUUCUACUGCUCAGAUCCAUGAUUCAGCUCCUUCCCCUGAAGCUGUCCCUGGUGUUCCUUCGAUUGAUAAGAUCACUUUCAUACUUCUUCGAUUAGAUGAUGGUGUGGUUCUUGAUGAGAGGGCUUUUCAUCAUGAUUUCGUCAAUUUGGCUCAUAACAUGGGUGUGUUUCUCUAUGAUGAUCUUUUAGCGAUUCUUUCGUUGCGUUAUCAGAGGAUUCAUCUUCUUCAGAUUAGGGAUUCUGGUCAUCUUGUUGAUGCUCGUGCUAUUGGUUACUUUUGUCGUGAGGAUGAUGAGCUUUUUCUUAAUUCUAGCUCUCAGGCAAUGAUGAGUCAAGAUAAGAGCAAACAACAGCAAAGUUUGUCUGGGAAUAAGGAAGACGAUUCUGCGGAGAAUGGGUUGCAUCAUCAUAGUCAACCUAGUGGUUCGAAUUCGUUUCUGAGUGGUAUCAAGCAACGGUUACUUUCUUUCAUCUUCAGAGAGAUUUGGAAUGAAGAAUCAGAUAACACUCUGAGGGUUCAAAGUCUUAAGAAGAAGUUCUAUUUCCAUUACCAGGAUUAUGUCGACUUGAUUAUUUGGAAGGUUCAGUUUUUGGAUCGACAACACUUGCUAAUUAAAUUUGGCAGUGUAGAUGGUGGGGUAACAAGAAGUGCUGAUCAUCAUCCAGCUUUCUUCGCGGUGUAUAACAUGGAAACAACUGACAUUGUAGCUUUCUUUCAGAACUCAGCAGAAGAUCUUUACCAAUUAUUUGAGCAAUUCAGUGAUCACUUUACGGUAUCAAGUAGUACACCAUUCAUGAACUUUGUAACAUCGCAUUCUAACAGUGUCCAUGCUCUUGAGCAACUUAAGUACAUGAAGAAUAAAGCAAACAGUUUCUCUCAGUUUGUGAAGAAGAUGUUACUCUCUUUGCCUUUCAGUUGCCAGUCACAGAGUCCUUCCCCAUAUUUCGACCAAUCUCUCUUCCGGUUCGAUGAAAAGUUAAUUUCCGCAGCAGAUAGGCAUCGGCAAUCCUCAGACAAUCCAAUUAAGUUUAUAUCUCGAAGACAACCGCAAACGCUAAAAUUCAAGAUAAAACCAGGACCAGAGUGUGGAAGUGCAGAUGGUAGAAGCAAGAAGAUAUGUUCAUUUCUCUUCCAUCCUCAUUUACCACUUGCCAUCUCCAUCCAGCAAACUCUUUUCAUGCCUCCUUCUGUCGUCAAUAUCCAUUUCCGGCGAUGACGACUCUUGUGGUUUCCACUAGUGUCUAUUCUAGUCUAGUCUCCUACAUGUUGUAAUCUAUUGUUUGUUUGUAUAAAAAAAAAUAAAAAAAUAUCUCAGAACAACACAUAAUUUUGUGAACAGAUAUAUGCACUCUCGGUAGAUCCUCAUUGAGCAACGAAUACAAGAUUUUGAAGAUCAAA